AUGUCUUCCGUAUCUGCUCGUAAUGCGAGCCGUCCAUCGUCAUCCCCUCUGGAUAGCUUCAAAUUUGACGUGAUCGGCAAAGAUCCUGAACUCCUAACUCGUAUGAAGACAGCUUCUGCUCCUGACGUCGACUCUCGCUAUCCUUCGCCGGAGCCUUUCGAGCAAGCUAGAGCCGAUAUAACCCAUCUGGCUCGUCCCACUUUAUUUCAGCGCUUGGCACCUCUCGACCAGACAAUUAGCGUUGCUCUGACCGAGAUCGCAGAGCCGAUUCUGGAUAACGCACUUCUGGCCCAUACCACUUCACAAACCCACUCUGCCUCUCAAUUCGUACCAUCGCAUCAUCAAAAUACCGCUAUAUCCGAGCCCACUUCUCGGGUUUCUUACGAAGAUCAUCCACGAAUGCAUGGACAGGAGUUGACAGCGAUCAAGUCAGAGCAUACUGCAUCCGACGCUUCCGUAUCCGACGUUCGUAUCGCGGAUCGCUCCCACAUCUUAGACGGAAGCAUGCCACAGAUCCCACCUCUGGUCACGCCUGGUCAGAUUGACUUUGACAUGCAACACGCUCCCACCACUUCCCACCCCUCUGCUAUUCGUGGCGUUUCAAUUUCCUCAUCCUCCGCAUUUUCCGUGCCUGCCGACAAUCCAAUAUCUUCGACCAAUGCAUUCGAUCUCCUCCACCAAAGUCUUAGGCGAAGACAGGAUAGACUUCCCAUCAUUCAAGGUCGUUAUGAUGAGCGCGCCGCAGCGCUCAAUGCUUCGAUUGCUCAGACGCUCGAGUCUUUCCAGACUGCCGAUGACCAGAUCAGUGUCGUCCAGGGAGAGGUCGCUGCCAUCAAAGCGCGCAGCUUCGAGAUGCCCCGGCGCGCGCAGCUGGUCAUCUCACAGGCAGAACAACUAUUCCAAGAAGCGCUUACGAUACAGAACCAGGUUGACGCCGUUAUGAUCUCUGCGACGAAAAUGGCCGACGACGUGCGUAGGGCGAAGGCAGAAUUCACCUCAGCGAUGGAGAAAUCCACGCACAUUUCACGCUACGUGCAAAAGAUUAUCGACUGGUCGGCCGGUCUGAGUAAUAACGAGGGUCCUUUGAUCGAGGACCUGCGGGCGCAAUUCGACCGACAUGAAGAAAUCAGCACUCGACUUACCGAGCUCGAACAAAGUCAGCAGGAAGCACUUCGUCAGAGAAUAGAGGACGAGGCGGCGGCUGAAGCUGAGGAGAGACAAAGAAUCGCUAUAGCCGAGGAAAAGCUGCGGGCAGAGGCCAAAGCUGCUGCUGCGGAAGAUCAAAGAGUCGCUGAGGAACGGAGGAUAGCUGAGGAGAAACGGCGGGCAAGGCAAGCGUCGUUGGAGCGGGCAGAGAUGGAGAGGCGCGAGGCCGAAGCGCAGUUGGACCGAGAAAGGAAAGAACAGGAAGAACGGCAACGUCAAAAAGACUAUCGAGCCCGUUUGGAGGCUGUCCAGGCCAAGCAACGUCAGAUUCGCGACGACGACGCGACUCGACUUCGGGCAGAGCGGCAAGGCGGCAGGGAUGGCCGAGAGCAGGAUCCCAAAUCCAAAUUGGAGAGCAAGAAGGUUCCCGCCACAAAACUGACAUCAGAAGAGCAUGGCAGUCAGCAUACAGAGGAGUCUAGCGCCCGACCGUCAUCGGGACAGUUCAUAUCAAAUGCAUUUCCGAGCGACCAUUCAGCAUCGCGGCCUCUUGUCAUGUCAUCUCUUUCCCGCGCACCGCCUCAGCCCCUUGCCACAACGCUUGCGACGUUGCCUACACUCGUGGCGGCUCCCUUGCCUCACAUAUCUGUGCUCGGUCAAGCAUCAACACAGACAUCUUCCAGGACGACUCUUGGGAACGGCUUUGUACCGGCACAAACCGAAGCUGGACGUCUGGUCGAUGUUCACGGACCAUAUGGGUCUACUACGCUCAGAUCUGAACAACAAGUUCUCAAGAGCCAGAAAGCUCCUCGCGGUUCGGGCGAUCCUCAUAGCGUUACAAUCAAGUCUAGCGGGGACCCAUCUGUUCCGCCUGCAGAACAGACGCAAUCCGUUACUUCCGUAUCUUCGCAGGGACAGAGUGAUCCGGCACAUCAAUCCUUACAACAGAUUAAGACGAAGACGAUUCCCAUCAUCAAACAAGAGCCGUCGUCCGACCCGGUUCUUACCCAUCGGAGGCCGUCGCCGUCCACUCAGGUUUCACACUCGUCUGUUGUUCAGCAGGAUCUCUCUUCCGCUCCGUGGCCGGCUACUUCCAACGCUCUGCCCCGCACGGAAGAGCCCAGCGAUUCGUUUCCAAGGCAAGCUGUGACUUAUAACAGAGAGAAUUGUCAGGGGUUAUCGGUCAAUGCGACAUCCACGUUACCUGCGCGGCCCGUUGUUCCUCCUACAGAUGCAAGCCCGAGUCCUAUUGAGCGUCGUGUUCAUCAAAAUGCUCCCUCUAUGCCAAAGACCCUUGUGGCUCGUGACGAUCGCGUUGUCGGCGAUGGUGGAUGGGGUGGAUUCCAAACCAACAAUGAUUCAACCGCUGGACAGACAUAUCUCCCUCCGGUUGCACCAUUGUCCCCUUCGUCUGACGACGCACAUCUAUCGUCAGCAUCCCGAAAUCGUUCACGGCCGGACGAUCGCAACACAGGUCGGCGUACUUCUGAUUCUCGGUCCCCUCCGAUGGCUCGUCCUCUACCUGCUCGGCACUCCCCAGUGCAAGAGGCGAGAAACCAAGCUCGUUGGCGCGCGAACCAUUAUUCUCCGCCCAGCUCUCCGCCUCCUCCGUCCAAUCCGCGCAAACGAUCGCGCCCGCCUCAUCCCGAGGACGAUGAUUUCGAGCCCCAAUCUCGCAAUCGCUCAUGGAUGCCUUCACAAUAUGAUCGUCGACCCAUGUAUGAUGAUAGAGACUCAAGAUUCGUGACUAGGUCUGACCCCAGACGCUAUCAACGGGCUUCGCCGCCAUCGCCAAGACAGGUCAUGGAAAAUAAUUACCGGCCUGCCCGGGACGGAUGGGAAGAAAGGCGUUUUCCUGAGAACCAUGAGCCCACCCGCCACGAAGCCUAUACUCAAGCGCAUGAUGCUCAUCGUUCGCCUGAGUACCGUGGACAAAGGGGUCUGCGCUUGGACUCUAGACUUGGAACAGUCCCACUUUCCUCCAUACUAGCGGAGCCUGGCCAUGAACACUCCAAUACCAUGCCAGCCUCCAAUGAGUUAUCUGGAUCGUUGCUUGACCGCAUCGGUGACACGCCCGAGCCAUUGGACGCACAGUCUGCCUCCUACGAUUAUCCCCAUUCUCGGAAUCCCAGCAGGGGAACUCAAGGACGUCGGCUUCCUACCAGCCGAGGUAGGGGUGGAAAGGUCGCAAGGGGCCGUCUUUUAGGCAGUCAAGUGACACCUCAAGAGAGAAGGUCUUUCGCGACUCGCCUUCCGGGGUCGUUACACGAUCGGAUUCAGUAG
Molecule: messenger RNA, 3429 nt
Organism: Heterobasidion irregulare TC 32-1
Lineage: Eukaryota; Fungi; Basidiomycota; Agaricomycetes; Russulales; Bondarzewiaceae
Exons: 1
Coding region: 1-3429 (1142 amino acids)
Source: RefSeq, a predicted model, not a curated record